CCCACCAGAGCUUCCGUAUUAACUGAGUUUCUCAGUCUACCCUUGCUGGAUUUUUUACUUUGUAACGCUAUGCGGUCAAUUCCGGAGGAGUUAACGACGCUUAUUUCAGAUCUUGAAGAUUUCCUCUUCGAUGGUCUGAAAGGAGAGAAUUUGAGUAAGAAGGCAAAGGAGAAAAGAGAAGCCUUCAUAAAGCGGAUCAAAGAGGUCAAAUCUGGAUACCCUCAAGAGUUCAACGAGAAACGAGAUGCAGAGGACUCAGAAGAGGAUGAAGUGGAGGACAGCAACAAUGAUGGAUGGUCACUGCAUUCAGAACGCACAGAUAAGGAGGAUGAGACCUGUGAAGGUGCUCAGCAGUCUCUAGCCGUGGCGGCUCAGGACCUCCAGUCUGUCUUCAAGGCCGGACACCUGGAGAAACGCAGGAAGGAUCACAGCUUCUUUGGCACAGAGUGGCAGAAGAGAUGGUGCGCUUUGAGCAACCAGACAUUUUACUACUACGGCAGUGAGAAAGACAAGCAGCAGAAGGGCGAGUUUGCAAUUGAUGGCUACAGUGUCAAGAUGAAUAACACCCUGCGAAAAGAUUCCAAGAAAGAUUGCUGCUUUGAAAUUUCUUCCUCUGACAAGCGAGUAUAUCAGUUCUGUGCGUCAUCUCAGAAAGAGGCAGAGGAAUGGGUGGAGCAGAUAGAUUUUGUGUUGAGAGACAUGUCAGGGGUCAUUCCGUUGGACGAGGAGGAUCAAGAGACGUACGAUGACAUUGGCGCUGUCGAGGCGGAGCCUAUUGACGAUGACAUCUACGAAGAACUCCCAGAGGAGGACAUGUCCACUCCUCCCUUGCCCACACCUCCAAAGCCCAAGGUGGAACCCCCCACGCCACACAGCAAACCCACCCCACCCACUACAGCUACAGUGAAUAAGACCACAGACUACCAGAACUACUAUCAGGGGAUAUGGGACUGUACAGGAGAUCAACCAGAUGAACUGUCCUUCAAACGGGGAGACUCCAUCUACAUCCUCAGUAAGGAGUACCAGAACUAUGGUUGGUGGAUUGGGGAGAUGAAGGGCUCUGUUGGCAUCGUUCCUAAAGAGUACCUCAUGGAGUUGUACGCCAUUUAAACCCGCCUGAGGCAUCUAAAUUCAAUCAUCUUCCAUGUGAGAUGCAUGGAAACGGACCGUAUCUGAAGGGGACGCUGAGCUCAGCAGCAAAGCCAACUGUCUGUAGCAAAAUGAAAAAUAUGAACUGCUUUUGUUUAUCAUUUAUUAUCGCUGCAUUUUCCAUUUUGAUACAGAGUCUUUAUAUUGUGAACUGUCUAGAAUGAAUCGCUUAUGGAGUCUUUGUAUUGUGAACUGUCUAGAAUGAAUCGCUUAUGGAGUCUUUGUAUUGUGAUCUGUCUAGAAUGAAUCGCUUAUGGAGUCUUUGGCUGAGAAAUACAUGUGUAUAUUAGUGGUCAGGCAUAUUUCAUAAAUACUUGAUACU
Salmo salar (Atlantic salmon) is the source of this 1471-nucleotide messenger RNA. It is a transcript of the gene skap2, whose product is annotated as src kinase associated phosphoprotein 2. Gene Ontology annotation, molecular function: protein binding. Lineage: Eukaryota; Metazoa; Chordata; Actinopteri; Salmoniformes; Salmonidae. Gene Ontology annotation, cellular component: cytoplasm; plasma membrane. The record is from RefSeq and is marked provisional.